Molecule: messenger RNA, 4717 nt
Organism: Ostreococcus lucimarinus CCE9901
Lineage: Eukaryota; Viridiplantae; Chlorophyta; Mamiellophyceae; Mamiellales; Bathycoccaceae
Exons: 1
Coding region: 520-4332 (1270 amino acids)
Biological process (GO): cytokinesis by cell plate formation; protein phosphorylation; phragmoplast assembly
Molecular function (GO): protein kinase activity; microtubule binding; ATP binding
Source: RefSeq, a predicted model, not a curated record
CCGCGCCGACGCGCGUGCAUGGAUCCCGCGAGACCGUUUUCGACGUGCGUGAGAGAAACUCGCGCGACGCGCGCGAUGCGACGUCGCGCGCGACGCGGCGGCGCGGGCGCGCGACGCGGCGGCGCGAUGGAUGACGAUCGAUUUGAGAUUUCGCGAGCUGUCGAGUGAUUAAAAAUAAAACGACGACGCGAAGACGCGGACGCGCGACUGACGAGGGCGAGGGCGAGGCGAACAGGACGGUGGUCGUGCCGCUCGAGGACGAGAGACGCGCGAGGGCCGUGGGAGGGGCGCUCGGGGUGGAUAAGGAGUUGCAACCGAGGGUGGUGCGAAAGACGGUGACGACGCGCGAGAGGGAGAACGGGGACGGUUGGGAGGUCGUCGCGACGUUCGAGGCGAGCGAGUUGAAGGCGCUGAGGAGUGCGGUGAGUGGGUAUUACGAUUUGUUGACGGUGAGCGUGCGGACGGUGGAGGCGUUCGAGGAGGAGAUUUGAAUCGGCGGUACGGGCGAGAACGGGCGAGAUGCCGACGCGCGAGUAUCAGAUGAGCGAUUAUCACACGUACGAGGCGAUCGGGAAAGGGAAGCACAGUACGGUGUAUAAGGGGCGACGGAAGAAGUCGAUUCAGUACUUUGCGAUGAAGAGCGUGGAGAAAGGACAGAGAAAUCGAGUGAUGCACGAGGUGCAAGUGAUGAAGGCGUUUUCCCACGAAAACGUGUUGAAAUUCAUCGCGUGUUACGAGACGCAAAAUCAUCUGUGGUUGAUUCUGGAAUACUGCGUCGGAGGUGAUUUGUUGACGCUGCUGUCGCAAGAUCUCAAGCUUCCCGAACCUUCCAUCAUGACGUUCGCGCGCGAUAUGUUCGUCGCCGCGCGAGAGUUGCACAGUAAAGGACUGGUGCACUGCGAUUUAAAGCCAAGUAACAUGUUGCUCGACGAAGAAGGGCGGAUUAAGAUUUGCGGAUUCGGACUCAGUCGCAAGGUUUCCACUGUCGUGGCGUCUUCGGGUACGCCCACGCAGCUGUCGCGUCGAGGGACACCGUGUUAUAUGGCUCCGGAGAUGUUUACACAAGAGGGCGUGCACUCGUACGCGACGGACUUGUGGGCGUUGGGGUGCGUGCUGUAUGAGUGCGCCACCGGACGACCCCCGUUCACGAGUACGUCGUUGACAUCAUUGAUCGAACAGAUUUUAGAGCACGAGCCCGCACCGUUGCCCGCGGCGUAUGGUACGACGUUUAAGAAUUUGGUCUCUGGGUUGCUCAUCAAGCGCCCGCACGCUCGUUUGACGUGGGACCAAGUCAUUAACCAUGAAUUUUGGACCGAGCGCGGAGGGCAAUACUUGGACGAUCUUGGUGACUUAGUGACGCUUAGACUCCCACCGCAGCCUUCAUUCGACGCGCUCGCGGCUAAACUGAAGAGCGAGGAUUUGGCGGCGAGACUGCGAAUGCUUGGAAACGCAAGAGCGUCGGGGGCGGUGGACGUGCGCGAUUCUUUCAUGCCCGUCUUGACGCAAAGUUUACGAGAUAGCGUAAACGUCUCGCGACUGUCGAGGAUUGCGCGUUCAAAUUUGGAGCGAGAAGAAGUCGGUUCGUACGCGCCUAGCGGUGCUGCAGCUAUCGAAGGCGACCCCUUGCAAGUCGCUGCCAUUCACGAAGACGUGGAGUUGGAGAAUCCAGACGCUGAGCUCAACUUCACCGCUCCGAGCGGGAACGACGAUUUGGACGUGGACAUGGAAACCGAAGACGUUAUCAUACCUUCAGCUCCCAAAACGCCUCCUAGGGGAGGUCGUCGUGGUGACGAUGAUUACGCAGAUGAAAACAGAGCAGAGAACUUUGCCGAUCCCGCUGAGUCGUUUGGUGACGAGAUGCAGUCGGACAGCGAUGACGCAACUCGCAUCGUGCUCACACCUCCGACCGCGGACGCUAUGUUAGUAGACACGCGUUCGCCGGCUUCGACGAGUCGCUCGUUACAGACGGCAGAUGAUGAGUUCGAAGAAACGUCGUCUUCGAUGCGUCGCUUGGCGCCGCUUCCGGCGGAGACGCCGGCGGUGAUCGGGAGGACAGAAAGUAGGAUGCCUUCGCUGGCGGCAAGGAAUGAUGUGCUGGCAAAAAGUGUCGAUUACGACAAGUUCAAGAAGCUGUGCACGCAUUCGACCGAUUUGACCGUGCGACCCAUCGUGUCCAAUCACAGAAUUGAAGUGGUGAAAGACGCGCCUCACGAUCCAGAAAAGUUGCCCUUCAAAGAAUUGAGCGUGGACAAAAUGUUGGCGACUUCUCAGAGCGAGCUCGAAGCGUUUCUGACUCGUAUUUACCGCUCCGUGGCGCACCCUUCAAACGUUCAAGAAAAAGUUAACACUUUGGCUUAUUUCGAGACGUUGUGCACCGAGGCGUCGAGCGCGAACGUCUUGGCGAAUUCAUCCUUGAUGUCAAUGUUCGUCCGAGUGCUCGGUAGCAGCAAAUCUCCACCGUUGAAGAUCAAGCUUUGCAGCAUCAUGGGCUUGUUGAUGCGACAUGCGACGCAUAUUAGCGAUGAGUUCGCGAAGAGUGAGGCUGCAAAAGUACUGGCGGGCACUAUGAGCGACGAAAACUCUCGCGUGAGACGCCGAGCUAUGGCGGCGCUCGGGGAACUGUCGUUUUACGUCGCGACGCAGCAGAGGCCAGACGCAUCACAAGUAUGGGGUAUCACCGACAGUGUGAUUGAGGUCUUCAUCAAGACGUUAGAAGAGGAAGAAGAUGAAAUUACUAAGCACUACGCGUGCAAGAGCAUCGAGAACAUAGUCUCUCACGAGGGCUCAACGUGGAUACAAGACGCAUUCGCGGAGUGUCGCGUCGUAAGUGUUUUGUUUUCAAUCGCGACGAAUGACGCCGUAGACGACCAGCUUCGUGGUACUUCGGCAAGUGCGCUCGCAAGAAUCGUUCGGCUCAAGUCGGAAACGCUUCACCCACUGGUCGGCGAAGAGGAUUGCGAUGGUUCAAAUGCACGCGAUGGCCUGGUGAAAAUGCUUAGAGAUCGUGAGAGAAAAGUACAACAGGCGGCACUCAACGUGUUGUGUAGAGCGCUGGUGGAUGAAAAGUCGCGCUUGAUUGCCACUAUCAUGGAAGUUCAAACGCUUUUGCCCAUUCUUGCUGGAUUGUACGAGCGAAGUCAAACGCCCAUCAUCAAAGCCAAGUCGUUGCUCGCGAUGGCGCUUUUGAUUCGCGCGCAUCCAAAAUGGUUGCAAUCGCUUUGCAAGGCGCGCGUUUUGCCGAUGUUGGAUCGUCAACCGACGCAAAUGGACCCUUAUUUACAAGAAUGUUUCGAUACGUUCGUCACCACCGUUGUGGCCCUCGUGCCGGUCGUGAACACUGGUAUCUUGCAGUACGUCGAGCGAUCGCUCUCCACGGGAUUGUCAUCGGAAAACGCCAUGCGACCGCAAGCGUUUGAGUUAUUUCCUGUGCUCAUUCAUUUGCUGCAAUCGACUGUCAUGCGACCAAAAGUAUUGACCAGUGCGUUUGUGAUCGACAUUGCGAAGUACAUUCGCGCCGCUGAGGCUGAAGAGGAUUACCCUGGUCGCGACGAGCUUCGCGUGGGAGUUAUGGCGUUGCUCGAGACGUGCGCACAGUGUACGAAUGAGUUGAUUCAUAAGGUUGAUGCGUUGACGCGUCACUUAUUACCGGCGCUGUGCGACUUACUCGAAGGAAGUGCGCACGUUGAAACUCGUUUCUUGGCGCUGAAGCUCAUCUACGAACUCUUGCUGCCAUUGCGUUUGGAUUUGGAUAUCGCCACGCAAAGCGGUCUCGAUCGAAAAGUCGUUGCGCACCACUUGGACCAGCUCUUGAUGCAAGACUUGUUCCCGAUGUGCCCUGCGUUGAUCGAUAGUGAAGACCCAAUCCCAUUGUACGCUUUGAAACUUCUCAGCGGCACGCUGGAGAUUGAGCCCGCGCUUUGUCGCGAAAUCAUCGCCUUGGGUUUGGCGCCAAGAUUCUUUGAGUUUCUCUCGCUCGAGCACACGAACAACAACGAGCACAACAUACAUCUGUGUCUCGCCCUCGCUCGAUGCAAAGCGCUCAGCACGCAAUCAUUGUGGGACUUCGACGCCCCUGCGAAAGUCGCGCAAGUAUGUGCGUAUAGCUACGAGCGAAACGUCACGCAGUUUGUCGAGCCCGCGCUCGGCAUCGCCGCCACCCUCCUUCGCCGCGCCGCCGCCGACGCGCCUCGCGCCGCCGGAGACGCCGUCCCAUCCGAAAUCACCCCUCUCCUCGAGGUCGCGCCGACGCUUCGUCGGCUUGCAGCGACCAUACCCGACGGUGCGCUCGCGCGCGAUAUCACUCAUUCCCUCGACACCUUCAACGCGCAUUAAUUGUAACACAGAACUCGCACGCGAGUCAACAGCACGCUGUCAACUCACACACAGAUGCUCAUUCGGUCAACAAUCGACCGCACACCACGCGCGCGUCGCCGCACGACGUCGAGCGACACAGGGAGCCGUAACGGAACCGCACGGAACGUCACCUUCCGCCGCGCGCGAACGCUCGCGAUAGACAACCGACGCGCGCGUUGUCGCAACGUCGACCGGGACACGAAGCGUUUUUUCAACCGUCGCGCGCCUUCGCGUCAUCAUGCCUCGAGAUCACACCCGCGACGCCAAGCCGUGGACCGCGGAGGAAGAUGCAGCGUUGUUGACGCUACAAGGCGCGCAUGGGAACAGAUGGAGCGAGAUCGCGCGCGCGAUGGGCACUCGGAGU